AAUCUCAAGCAAGUGUAACUACCGGAACUGAAGCAAAAGGAACAGUCCAAAACAUAAUGGUGCAGAAUACUAAUUUUAACAUCUGGGAAUCUAAUGGAGGUCAUAGAAAUACCAAUUUAAGACAACCAGAUACAGUCUUAAGAGAGCUUCAAAACAAUCAAAUAUUGCUCCAAUUGGAUUACUGGAAGCUGAAAUACUUUGAAAGUUG
This is a messenger RNA of Funneliformis caledonium, 208 nucleotides long. NCBI's taxonomy places the organism in Eukaryota, Fungi, Glomeromycota, Glomeromycetes, Glomerales, Glomeraceae. The record is from the annotation of a GenBank genome assembly.